AAUUCCUUUCAUUCCACAAGGUUGCAACUCACCAUGUCUAACACACUCCCCUCCACAAUAUUCGCAGCUCUCAAAUUUUCUCUCCUCCUCACCGGAGAAUCGCAUGACUUCACCAAGCGGAUACCCCGCAAAUCCCUGGGCCUUGAAAAGGAGAAGCUAAGCCAUAUACACUUCUACUUGCACGACAUUGUCAGUGGCCGUAACCCCACCUCCGUCCUCGUCGCCUCCGCCCCCAAAACCAACACUUCAGCGGCACCAUUCGGCGAAAUCCUCGUGAUGGAUGACGCGUUAAAUGUGGGACCAGAACCCAGUUCCGAACAAGUGGGGAGAGCUCAGGGAAUCUACGCGAUUGAUUCGUUGGGUGAGCCGGCGUUGUUGAUGGCUUUCAGUUGUGUGUUUACGGAGGGGAAGUAUAAUGGGAGCACGAUAAGUAUAUUGGGCCGGAAUGCGGUGUUUUCCGACGUGAGAGAGAUGCCGGUUGAUGACACAUCACCGGUGGUCGGAGGGAGCGGAGUGUUCCGGUUUGCACGGGGGUAUGCUGAGGCACGGACGCAUGCUUUCGACUUGAACAGUGGGAAUGCUGUUGUUGAAUAUGACGUUUACGUUUUUCAUUAUUGACUUGCUGUGUGAUGAUAGUUUUUUUAUUUCUAUUUUGCACGAGCUACUUGAUGAUUGUUUAACCGUUUUCUUUUCGUUAAAUGCUCAUUGUCCGUUCAUAUUUGAUUUCUUGAAGUUUUAUACCAUUCUCCCUGAGUUUUUUUUAGGAAAGCGAGUGAAUGUAUGAAAAUAUUUUGUAGUGAAAUUAUGUUAUAAUUAUAUUUAUUUUUAUUUAUUUUCA
Molecule: messenger RNA, 838 nt
Organism: Daucus carota subsp. sativus
Lineage: Eukaryota; Viridiplantae; Streptophyta; Magnoliopsida; Apiales; Apiaceae
Product: dirigent protein 21-like
Exons: 2
Coding region: 34-618 (194 amino acids)
Source: RefSeq, a predicted model, not a curated record